AUGUUGUCCUCGACAAUCUCCACCGCCAUCUUGGCCCUCUCAAUCUUUGCGUCCACCGUCACCGGUGCACCAUGGAAAUCACCUUAUGGAGGACAGCCUAAACCUCGUUCCCCGGCUCUCUCAAAACUCCAGCUCAAGAUGCCGGCAACCACGCUUCCACCACCAACGGGCCUGCAGCUCAAGUUCGUCGGACUCGGUAUUGGCACUCAGAACUACACUUGCGACAAUGACACGGCCCCAGUCGGCACUACCGGCGCACUUGCAACGCUGUACGAUUUGGGAACUCGUCUCAACGACGACCCAAUGGCCCAAUGGAAGUUGGCCUCUAUCUCCGGACUUGCGCUUUCACUCUCAUCAAAUACGAAACUGCUCGACGGUUAUCUCCAGAUGUCAGGAUAUAGCAAAGUCCUUGGCAACCACUUCUUCACAGUCAAGAUACCGACGUUCUCUCUGAGCAAAGUUCAGUCAACGCCUUUCCCGCUCGUGUUUGGAAAGAAGAACGGCACCAUGGACGCACCCUCAACUUCCUGCCCAGGCACCAAAGGCGAAGGCGCGGUCCCUUGGCUCCAACUCGUUGACAACGGCGGCAGCCAAGGCGGAGUCAACACUGUCUACAGACUGGAGACUGCCGGAGGCAAGAGCCCAGCAGCCUGUACUGGCCAAAAGAAGACCUUCGAGGUCCCCUAUGCUGCUCAAUACUGGGUCUUCGGUCCCGCAUCAUAG
Lindgomyces ingoldianus is the source of this 723-nucleotide messenger RNA. RefSeq lists its product as uncharacterized. The record is from RefSeq and is a predicted model, not a curated record. Bases 1 to 723 code for a protein of 240 amino acids. NCBI's taxonomy places the organism in Eukaryota, Fungi, Ascomycota, Dothideomycetes, Pleosporales, Lindgomycetaceae. The transcript has 2 exons.